ACUGGCAUCAUCUAGACCAAACACCUCACCGGCUCUGAGAGCUACAGCACCUGCUGCACCAUUAUCUGGCAUUGUCAUUCGUGUUGAAGGAUAGCAUGUUGAUGUUAAUUGUCCUCUGCUGCUUCUGUGUGAGGAUGAGACCUCUGGAUGCAGAGACGGCGGUUGUUGGGACAUCAUCUCCACUGGAGGCUACAACGGCUACAGUGGACCCAACGUUAGCUUCCAAAGCUCCUGUAAAAGUUCAGAAUACCUCCACCCAUGCUGUCACUAAUGCCUCACUGAAGGUCUCCUCAGGUCUGUCCAGGCUCAUCAGAAUCCCUCUGAGCUUGUCUCUGGACUCUGUUGAUGACAUGUAUUACGGCUGCUCCCAGAAGAUGCUUAUCAAGGUGAAACGUCAGUACCUGCCAAGGAGCACCAGGGAAGGUCUGCACGACACAUAUACUAAACUUUGUGCUAUUAGAGCUAUGAAGAACAAGGACAUCUACGACCCUCUGUCCUGGAAUCACUUCAGGGCCCUGUGUGCCUACACAGCGGGGGCCUAUGAUGACUUGAACCGAGCAGUCCGCAAGGGGAAGGCCUCCUACAAGACCUCGUUCGAAUUCCACGCCCUCCACUUCCUGCUGUCUGAUGCCAUCCGGCUCCUGAAACUCAACCAAAGGAGCUGCUACACCACCUACCGCAGGAGCAAACUGCUCUUCAGCGGGGAAGCUGGACAAACCAUCCGCUUUGGCUCCUUCGCCUCCAGCUCCUUCAACAAGGACCUGCGUCAGUUUGGACGAAGGACCUGCUUCGAGAUCCACACAUGUUUCGGUGCCUACCUCAAGUUCUAUUCAGAGUUUGACUCAGACGAGGAUGAAGUACUGAUUCCUCCUUUCGAGAUGUUCAACAUUGUCUCCGUGGACACGUCAGGAGAGAAUGAUUUACACUGUGAUGUCUUCUACAAGCUGGAGACUGCAGGGGUUUACAGCAGCCUCAACUGCCAGGCUCAGGACCUUUAAAAGGUGCUAGGUCUUCAGUUAUUAUAUAUCAUUUUGAUGCAUCAGUUUUGUUAUGAUUCACGGCU
Toxotes jaculatrix (banded archerfish) is the source of this 1063-nucleotide messenger RNA. Its product is annotated as NAD(P)(+)--arginine ADP-ribosyltransferase 2-like. Gene Ontology annotation, molecular function: NAD+ poly-ADP-ribosyltransferase activity; NAD+-protein-arginine ADP-ribosyltransferase activity. The record is from RefSeq and is a predicted model, not a curated record. The transcript is spliced from 3 exons. Lineage: Eukaryota; Metazoa; Chordata; Actinopteri; Toxotidae. Bases 96 to 998 code for a protein of 300 amino acids.